This is a messenger RNA of Sorghum bicolor (sorghum), 1449 nucleotides long. RefSeq names its product mitochondrial phosphate carrier protein 1, mitochondrial. Lineage: Eukaryota; Viridiplantae; Streptophyta; Magnoliopsida; Poales; Poaceae. Gene Ontology annotation, cellular component: mitochondrial inner membrane. Bases 115 to 1071 code for a protein of 318 amino acids. Gene Ontology annotation, biological process: mitochondrial phosphate ion transmembrane transport. The record is from RefSeq and is a predicted model, not a curated record. The transcript is spliced from 6 exons. Gene Ontology annotation, molecular function: phosphate transmembrane transporter activity.
CCCCCGCUACGUGGUCCAUUUCCAGUCCAGUCUCCAACAAGGCCGGAGCGCAGCGCAGGCGAGCACGCAACGCUGAUCGAUUCCGAUCCGCACACGCACGCCCGCCCGCCGCUAAUGGGCGACGCGGAGGCCGCCUCGAGGGUGGGGAGGAGGGGGGCGGCCGCCGCCGCGGGGAUGAGGGUGUUCUCGCCGGAGUACUACGCGCUCUGCGCCGGCGGCGGGAUGCUGGCGGCGGGCGCAACCCACCUCGCCAUCACCCCGCUCGACGUGCUCAAGGUCAACAUGCAGGUGAAUCCCAUGAAGUAUAACAGUAUAUUUUCAGGACUAAAUGUUCUUGUGAAAGAAGAGGGACCUUCGUCACUUUGGAGAGGCUGGGGAGGGAAAUUUGUUGGCUAUGGUGUUCAGGGUGGCUGCAGGUUUGGCCUCUAUGAAUAUUUCAAGAAGAGGUACUCUGACAUGCUAGUAGACAGUAACAAGAGCACCAUAUACUUCCUUAGUAGUGCCUCUGCUCAAAUCAUAGCUGAUGUUGCCCUGUGUCCGUUUGAAUCGGUGAAAGUCCGUGUUCAGACUCAGCCCAUGUUUGCAAAAGGUUUGGUUGAUGGCUUUCCAAGGGUGUAUGCAACUGAAGGCCUGUCUGGCUUUUACAGGGGGCUUUUACCUCUUUGGGGACGGAACCUUCCAUUUUCUAUGCUUAUGUUUUCGGCUUUUGAGCAUACCGUGGACUUCCUUUAUCAGAAAGUUAUUCAAAAGAAAAAGGAGGACUGCUCAACAAUCCAGCAGCUUGGUGCUACUUGUGUGGCUGGUUAUAUCUCUGGCGCCGUUGGUACUGUUGUUUCAAAUCCUGCAGAUAAUAUUGUCUCAUCCCUGUACAACAAAAAGGCUGAAAAUAUCAUACAUGCUGUGAAAAGUAUUGGGUUUCGCAAUUUGUUCACAAGAAGCCUGCCCAUUCGGAUCGCCCUUGUUGGACCCGUCAUAAGCAUGCAAUGGUUCUUCUACGAUACUAUCAAGAUAUUGACUGGAUUGCCACCGAGUGGAGGGCUUCCGCGGGAACUGGAAGAAGUUAACAUAUAAUCUGACCAGUUUGAGAUAGGCUUCUCGAUGCAGUUUUUGGCAUCAUACGGACGAGUAUGUCUAUGGUUCUGACUUGCUAGGGAAGAGUAUGAUUGGUAGUUUCAAGGGAGAGCUAACUGACCCGAAUACAUCAUGUAUAAGAUUUCUUCCUACGAAAGAUUGCCUCGUGCUAUAUGUUUUUCCACGUCUUAAACAACCUUGAGUUUGAGCACCCCUCCAGGAGCAUUGUGGCCAGGUGGUGCUUCAGCAAGUGCAUCCCUUAUACUCUUUAUUUUGUAAGAUUUGAGGCAUGAGAAGAAUGCACUUCUGAUGUAUACACGCAACCUUGACUGUAAAUAAUCCCUUUGAAUGACCGAAUUGAAGUGGAAUUCUGUGUUA